AUGGAGAUUGAACACAUUGAUCUGGCGUGUGAGGAGAACAACACGAAUCACCACACGCUUCUGAACGGUGUGGACAGACUGAUCGUGAGGAGAGGACAGCCGUUCACCAUCACUCUACACCUCCGACCGGGAACUCACUUUCAAAAUGGGGCCAAUAUCAAUUUUAUUGCCAAAACAGGUCCAAUACCCUCAGUGGAAGCACAAACCAAAGCCCAAUUCAGCCUCAGUAAACUCAUCUCCAGAUCAUGCUGGAGCGCCACUGCAGAGACGACGUCCGACAGCACAGUCUCUCUGACCGUGUGCUCGCACCCAAACGCCCCUAUUGGAGUCUAUAAGCUGAUCUUGGAUCAGGGAGAAGGAGUUGGUCUGGGAGAUUUUGUCCUGCUCUUUAACCCCUGGUGCAAAAGGGAUUCAGUGUAUCUGGCAAGUGACGCUGAGAGGGAGGAAUACGUCCUCUCUCAGGAUGGGCUGAUCUACCGCGGGAUACCCAAGCGUAUCACAGUCCUACCGUGGACUUUUGGACAGUUCGAGUCUGGCAUAUUGGACAUCUGUCUGCAGAUUUUGGAUGAAAGUCCAAACUACAUAAGUGAUGCAGCUCUGGAUUGUUCUGAGAGGAGGAAUCCUGUGUACGUGACUCGAGUCCUCAGUGCCAUGAUCAACAGUCUAGGAGAUAAAGGAGUUCUGGUGGGUAACUGGUCAGAUGACUAUGAGGACGGGGUAAAGCCCACAGUCUGGAAGGACAGCUGCUCCAUCCUCCGGCAGUGGAGUAGCGACGGCUGCAGGGCGGUGCGUUACGGACAGUGCUGGGUGUUCGCAGCUGUUGCCUGCACAGUGUCCAGAGCUCUGGGAAUCCCAUGCAGAGUCGUCACUAACUUUGGAUCAGCACGUGACAGCAAUGGUGACCUGAUAAUGGAGCGUUUCUACAACGAAUUUGACGAGAACAUUGCUGAUGACUCCAUAUGGAACUUCCACGUUUGGGUGGAGAACUGGAUGACACGUUCAGACUUGGCGCUUGGGUACGAGGGUUGGCAAGCGAGCGACCCGACACCACAGCAUACGAGUGAAGGCGUCUACUGUUGUGGUCCAGCCUCCGUCAGAGCAAUUAAAGAAGGUGAGCUCACUCUCCAAUAUGACGUCCCGUUCCUGUACGCUGAGGUGAAUGCUGACGUGGUGGAGUACAUCAAACUGAGAGAUGGAAGAGUCUUUAAGAUGGGAGGAUCCACUACAGAGGUUGGGCAGUCCAUCAGCACUAAAGCAGUGGGGCGAGAUGAGAGAGAGGACAUUACACACAACUACAAGUACCCAGAGGGUUCUGAAGAGGAGAGAAAAGUUUAUGAGAAAGCAAAUCAUCACAACCGACUGGCACAGGCCGGAGAGGAACCUGGUUUACACAUCAAGAUCAGAGUGACUCCGGAUAUGCAGAUCGGCUCUGACUUUGAUGUCUACGCAGAGCUCAAAAACAACACCAUGGUCACAAAGACCUGUCGGGUCAUGUUUUACGCCCAGGCGGUCUCCUACAAUGGCAAACUUGGAGAAACCUGUGGACUGGGCGAGUUUACAGAGAUGAAUUUAGCAUCUACUGAGGGGGGUAAGGUAACUCUUCGACUGGAGUAUGCGGAGUAUAGUAAAGCCAUAACUCAAGACAGGAUGAUCAAACUGAUGGCUUUGCUCAUUGAUGCAGAGACACGGGAUUUCUACAGAGCAAAGAAAACUAUUGUACUGGACAGCCCUGAAAUAAUCGUCAAUAUUCUGGGUGUGCCGAAAGUGGGCCAGAUCCUGGUGGCAGAUUUAGCGCUGCAGAAUCCACUGCCGGAGCCCCUAGAGAACUGUGUGUUCACUAUACAUGGUGCCAACCUGACCGACGGCAAACCCAUCACUCAUGAAGUUGGAACAGUUGGUCCUAAAGAGUUUGCCACCGCCAAAGUGGAGUUCACACCAAAGUUGCCAGGACAAAGAAAAAUACUGAUAGAUUUUACCAGCGAUAAACUUCAAAACAUUGAGACCUACGAGAAUCUAGUCAUCUAUGAAUAA
Messenger RNA from Ctenopharyngodon idella (grass carp), 2031 nucleotides. It is a transcript of the gene tgm2a, whose product is annotated as transglutaminase 2, C polypeptide A. Gene Ontology annotation, biological process: peptide cross-linking. Lineage: Eukaryota; Metazoa; Chordata; Actinopteri; Cypriniformes; Xenocyprididae. The coding region runs from base 1 to 2031 and encodes 676 amino acids. The record is from RefSeq and is a predicted model, not a curated record. Gene Ontology annotation, molecular function: protein-glutamine gamma-glutamyltransferase activity. The transcript has 12 exons.